UUCGUAUCCAUCGCCCACCAUGCUUGAAACCUUUACGUCCUUCAACGUAUUAACGGACAAGAAUGCGGAUGUUACUAUACAUGGCAUCAAGGGAGGGUCUGGUCCACCCUUACUUCUCAUCCAUGGAGCUCCUCAGACUCAUCAUACCUGGCACCGCGUCGCACCUCUGUUGACAUCACGCUACACCAUUGUGGCCGUGGACCUGCGCGGAUACGGCGCCUCGUCCAAGCCACCCCAUACCCACGACCAUGUUGCGUAUAGCAAGUCCGCCAUGGCAUUCGACUGCGUUGCGGUCAUGGAAGCCCUAGGCUUUCAGCGUUUCUUCGUCUGUGGUCAUGACCGCGGCGCUAGAGUCACUCACCAGCUAUGCAUCGAUUAUCCGAAUACAGUAAUCAAGGCGAUUCUUCUCGACAUAUGCCCCACAGUUGCCAUGUACUCCAACGUCAGUGGAGGUGUUGCGACCGCAUACUGGCAUUGGUUCUUCCUGAUACAACCAUACCCGCUCCCGGAGACGCUGCUCUCGCGCGACCAUGGCAAGUGGCUUAGCAUGUUCAUGGGGGCCUUCAAAAACGGCUCGGGUCCAUCUGACAUCUUCACUGCCGCAGCAUUCGAAGAAUAUCGUAAAGCGGCCGAGUCUAACGGCGCUGUUGCUGGAAUGUGCGAAGACUAUCGUGCCUCGGCCACUGUCGACCUUGAGCAACAACGCAAUGACAUCAGAGAUGGCAAGAAGAUUCAGUGUGAGCUCUACGUGCUCUGGGGGAAGGAAGGCUUACUCGCGAAGAAUUUUGACGUUCUGAAGGAAUGGCAGCAGGUUUGUGCGAAGACCGUCCGAGGCCAAGCUAUCGAGAGCGGACACUUUAUGCCUGAAGAAGUUCCUGAUCUUAUUGUGCAAGAGAUGCAGUGUUUUUUGGUGUAAUAAAAAAGCCUGGUUAUUUCUAGUUUUCCUUUUAGCCUUAGUCAAUAUCCUCGCAAAUUGAUAAAAGCAACUCAGUAGAUAGUACCGGUACACAGUACAAACACAGAUAGGUGCUAUACCCAGCACCAUAUUAUACAAUAACUAUUUCCCAUUAA
Ilyonectria robusta is the source of this 1071-nucleotide messenger RNA. RefSeq names its product putative hydrolase or acyltransferase of alpha/beta superfamily. The record is from RefSeq and is a predicted model, not a curated record. Lineage: Eukaryota; Fungi; Ascomycota; Sordariomycetes; Hypocreales; Nectriaceae. The transcript has a single exon. Bases 20 to 916 code for a protein of 298 amino acids. Gene Ontology annotation, molecular function: hydrolase activity.